UCCCACGAAGGGCCUGCUGAGGGCUAAUGGUCGAUGUGGGGAACCGGUAGCCUCGGGACCCGUCUCCGGCGACCCAGGUGACCCUGUUGCAGCUGAGGAAAGCCGCGGAGUUCCCUCCUUGGGCCACCAAAUCCAGUGCGCAGGCGUGUGGGCGGGGCGGGCCCUUAAAGGGACCGCGGCGCGGGAGUCGGAGGAGGAGCGGGGAUCGCUAAGCCCCGGGGCUCGCUCCGGCAGGAAUGGGCACUGGGGGCCCCGAGGAUCGAGGAUCGGGCCCCGUUGGCGCAGCGUUUGGAUUCGCCUCCGUGCUCAAGAGGAGUCUCAGGCUAAGUAAGCGCUUUCCUCCGGGUCCCUAGCCCGCCUCGCUAAUGGCUCACGUUGGCUCUCGCAAGCGCUCCAGAAGUCGCAGUCGGUCCCGGUCCCGUAGUGGUCGGCGAGGGUCGGAAAAGCGAAGUAAGAGGAGUAGCAAGGACGCCUCGAAGAACGGUUCAGCCUCCAGAUCCCAGGGCCACAAGGCCGGCAGCGCCUCCGCUGUUGAGGAGAGAAGCAAGCACAAGGCCCGGAGGACAUCGCGAUCCAGCUCUUCCUCCUCCUCCUCCUCUUCCAGUUCUUCUAGCUCCGCCUCAUCCUCAUCCUCCAGUGAUGGCCGGAAGAAGCGAGCGAAGCACAAGGAGAAGAAGAGGAAGAAGAAGAAGAAGAAGAAACGGAAGAAGAAGUUGAAGAAGAGAGGCAAGGAGAAGGCAGUGGUGCACCAGAGUGAGGCUCUGCCCGGGCCCUCGCUGGAUCAGUGGCACAGAUCAGCUGGGGAGGACAAUGAUGGUCCAGUCCUGACGGAUGAGCAGAAGUCUCGCAUCCAGGCCAUGAAGCCCAUGACUAAGGAGGAGUGGGACGCUCGCCAGAGCGUUAUUCGAAAGGUGGUGGACCCAGAGACAGGACGCACAAGGCUCAUCAAGGGAGACGGUGAGGUCUUAGAGGAAAUCGUAACCAAAGAACGACACAGAGAGAUCAACAAGCAAGCCACCCGAGGGGAUGGCCUGGCCUUCCAGAUGCGAGCGGGCCUGCUUCCCUGAGGGCCCGGCCGCCAGGUUUGUGAGCUUGGAGUCUGAUGGGUCCAGGUGCCUUUACUACAGCCCAGCAUCCUCUUGGGUACAGUGGGUGGCCUAAGCAUCGAAUUGGACAGCGGAGUGUCACUAUUAAAUGAUCUUGGUCACAGA
Molecule: messenger RNA, 1211 nt
Organism: Mus pahari (shrew mouse)
Lineage: Eukaryota; Metazoa; Chordata; Mammalia; Rodentia; Muridae
Gene: Arl6ip4
Product: ADP ribosylation factor like GTPase 6 interacting protein 4
Exons: 5
Coding region: 366-1067 (233 amino acids)
Source: RefSeq, a predicted model, not a curated record